Molecule: messenger RNA, 3939 nt
Organism: Bubalus bubalis (water buffalo)
Lineage: Eukaryota; Metazoa; Chordata; Mammalia; Artiodactyla; Bovidae
Gene: SLC8B1
Product: solute carrier family 8 member B1
Exons: 18
Coding region: 1089-2963 (624 amino acids)
Biological process (GO): intracellular calcium ion homeostasis; calcium export from the mitochondrion
Cellular component (GO): membrane
Molecular function (GO): calcium:sodium antiporter activity
Source: RefSeq, a predicted model, not a curated record
GGGUGCCUUCUCCCUCUCCUUUUUUUUUCUCAGAGAACAAUGAAUAAGAAAUAAACCCAGCCUUUCUCGUACAAACUUUAUUUCGGGAUAAACAAACGGCCACGACUGAUAAAGAAACAAAAUUUUAAGUGGAAAAUCCUGUUUGUUGAAAGUACGACAAGUUAGAAAUACCGCCCUUUUGCAACCUCUGAUGAAACAGAUGGUUUAAACAGAGACUGUCAGUGGAUAAAACCAUUAGACGACUCUCUGGAAUCUGUGACUAUGUUGCCUGACAUGGCGAAAGAGACACUGAAGAUGUGGGUGAAGAUCUUGAGGUGGGGACAGGAUCCAGGUGAGUCCAACUGAAUCCCACGCGAGCCUUUAAAGGCAGAGAAGUGGUUCCACCUGAGGUCAGAGAGGGUCGACUACAGAGGAGGCAGGCGAGGUGUCUGAGCUGCUCUCGGGGAAUGUGAGGCCUCUGGGGGCUCACCGCCCACCAAGAGGCAGGCACCUCCAUCCUACAGCACGUGGAACCAGGCUCACCCACUGGCAGAGCGACCCCAGCACCUCCAGUUGCAGCAUGUGGGUCUAGCUCCCUGACUGGUGAUCAGUCCUGAGCUCCCUGCAUUGGCAGUGUGGCGUCUUAACCACUGGACCACCAGGUCUGCAGAUCUUCCGAGCAUCUGAAAGUCUAGCCUCGGAGAAGCGCACAGCCGCGCUCAAUAAAUGCUCCCUUGUGAGCGAGCACGAGAAAUCGGCUGCCAAUAGACUCGUGUUGAUCCUUAAGUUGGGAACACCUGAGGGCGUGAGCCCUUGUUAAAUGAACCCUUAUCGUUUUCUCUGACGCGCCCGCGUUUGUCUUCAUUUUACGGAUGAAGAAUCAGAGGCUCAGAGACGUGGAGUGACCGCCCUAAGGCCGCAUAGCGCCCCAGUGGCUAAGCCUGUAUUGCAGACCUGGAGUGUCGGCUCCAAGCCAGUGCCAAGGGCAGUCAGAGAACUGCGGAAGGGAAGAGCCUGUCAACAGCAGGCCUCUGGAGGUGCCAGCUGUUUGGAACUGAAACACUACGGAAGGGGAAGCAUCGGGUGAGGGCCGGGCCCCUUGGGGGCUGAUGGCCGGAGGACUGCUGAAUGUAUCCUGGGUCCUGAGUUUGCUCUGUGUGCUGCAAAUGGUGGAGACAGUGUCUGGGGCCAGGGCCCCAUCUGCAGGGGCCCACAUUAGCUCCCAGUUUCCAGCCUCAGGUGUGAGCCCGACUGGCGUGGUAGACUGUCGAGAAGUGUGUGGCCUGAACGCCUCUGACCGCUGUGCCUUCGUCCGCACCAACCCCGACUGCCGCAGUGACGGGGGCUACCUGGACUACCUCGAGGGCAUCUUCUGCCACUUCCCAGCCUGCCUCCUCCCUCUGGCCAUCACCCUCUACGCUUUCUGGCUGCUUUAUCUGUUUCUGAUUCUGGGAGUCACCGCGGCGAAGUUCUUCUGCCCUAACCUGUCGGCCAUUUCCACCACACUCAAGCUUUCCCACAACGUGGCAGGCGUCACCUUCCUGGCGUUUGGGAACGGGGCCCCGGAUAUCUUCAGCGCCCUGGUGGCCUUCUCGGACCCGCGCACAGCUGGCCUGGCCUUUGGGGCCCUGUUUGGCGCGGGCGUGCUGGUCACCACCGUGGUGGCCGGUGGGAUCGCCAUCCUGCGUCCCUUCACGGCGGCCUCCAGGCCCUUCCUCAGAGACAUCAUCUUCUACAUGGCGGCCGUGCUGCUGAUCUUCACCGCGCUCUACUGCGGCAGGGUCACGCUGGCGUGGGCCCUGGGUUACCUGGGCUUCUAUGCGUUCUACGUGGUCACCGUGGUUCUCUGCACCUGGAUCUACCAAAGGCAGCGGAGGAGAUCCUUGGUCUGCUCCAUGCCGGCCACCCCAGAGAUACUGUCAGAUUCCGAAGAGGAGCGGAUGUCUUCCAACACCAAUAGCUAUGACUAUGGUGAGGAGUACCGGCCGCUGCUCCUGUACCCGGAGACCACGGCCCAGAUCCUGGUGCAGGCCCUCAACCCCCUGGAUUACAGGAAGUGGCGGACCAAGCCCGUGUACUGGAGGGUCCUCAAGGUGUUCAAGCUGCCCGUGGAGUUCCUGCUGCUCCUCACCGUCCCCGUCAUGGACCCCGACAAGGAGGACAGGAACUGGAAGCGGCCCCUCAACUGCCUGCACUUGGUCAUCAGCCCCCUGUUCCUGACCUUGACCCUGCAGUCGGGGGCCUAUGGCGUCUAUGAGAUAGGUGGCCUCUUUCCUGUCUGGGCCGUGGUGGUGAUUGUGGGCACGGCCUUGGCUGCAGUGACCUUUUUUGCCACAUCCAACAGCGAGCCCCCCAGGUUUCACUGGCUCUUUGCUUUCCUGGGCUUCCUGACCAGCGCCCUGUGGAUCAACGCAGCUGCCACAGAGGUGGUGAACAUUCUCCGGUCCCUGGGUGUGGUAUUCCGGCUGAGCAACACCGUCCUGGGGCUCACGCUGCUGGCCUGGGGGAACAGCAUUGGAGAUGUCUUCUCAGAUUUCACGCUGGCCCGUCAGGGCUACCCGAGGAUGGCGUUCUCGGCCUGCUUCGGUGGCAUCAUCUUCAGUAUCCUUUCUGCGGUGGCCCUUCCCUCAGUGCUGGGAGCCAAGGAUGGGCUCUAUUCCUCCCCCUCGGGACGGGCUUUCACAGGAACGCCUGGGGCAGACUUCCUGAACUGGACUGCAGAUAUGCUGGUGGGAGUGGGGCUGGGCUGCCUGCUCCAGAUCUCCAGGAGCCACAUGGAAGUGAAGCUGGAGCCGGACGGACUGUUGGUGUGGAUCUUGGCUGGCACCCUGGGCCUCAGCCUCGUCUGUUCCCUGGUCUUGGUGCCGCUGCAGUGCUUCCAGCUGAGCCGAGUUUACGGCUGCUGCCUGCUCCUCCUCUACCUGACCUUCCUCGUGGUGGCCCUGCUCACUGAAUUUGGAGUGAUUCACUUGAAAACUGUGUGAGUGAUGCUGUGUCAGGGUCCGCCUGGUGGUCGGGAGGUGUCACUGCAGGCGGUGAGACGGAGGACAAAGUGCCUUCUGCAGAACCCGCGUGGCCCCAACUGUGAACGGGGUGUGGGUUUGUGGGGGCUGUGCUCUCUGCCAAAGAUUCCAGGUCACUGCCGUGCGCAGUGAGGACAGUCAAACGUUGUUUCUGGGACUAUGGUGACGGGGCUUCCCUGUGGACAGAGUCCCAGCAGCAGGUGGAAGACUUCCUUGCAUUACCUCCAGAGCCUCUUUUGAAGGUCGGGAUCUGGGUCGAAGAGGGGAGCCUGGAUGCCUUCCAGGCUGGUUCAGGAAGACCCCAAAGAGUUCAGGGCUGGAGGCGGUUAGUCACCCCUUGCUGCCUUCUUGCAAUGUUUCUCAGGGCUCAGAGGGCUGCCAAACCAGGGUUUAGGGAAUCAGGGUGACUCGGACCUGGCAGAUAGCCCGUGUCGGGUCAGCAUACAAAGUGUUCUGAGUUUUGGAGCUGCACCGUCCAGCAGAAAUAGGAGACAUGACCCUAAUUGUGAAUUUCUGAGUCGCCAUGCUAAUAAAGCCAAAAGAAAAAGGUGGAAUUAAUCACAAUACGUAUUGCUCCACAAUGGCAGCCAGUGGCAAUGGCCCAUCAGCGCCUCCAAAUUAGACGGUGCAGCUCCAGGCUCUGCCUCUAGAACUGUCUGCUGGCUUCAGAGGUUUCCCUAGCUGCAAAACAGGAGUCAGUUUGACGGUGCCUGGUGCCUACCUCAGGGGGAGCCCUGGCCUGGGGUUCCCCUGCCUGCAAGCUCUGGGAGGGUGGUGAGCACUCCCGGGUGCCUUCCUGCUGGCAGCCAGUGACCCCCUUUUUAAUAAGCCUUUUUCCAUUUGCUUGAUGCCUUAGGCCAGCAGUAAAGGGAUUCAACUGUCUUUUCUUCCAAUGAACAUAAUUAUUAAAUAUUUCAAGGAUACAGAAAAUAACAUA